Schizophyllum commune H4-8 is the source of this 620-nucleotide messenger RNA. RefSeq lists its product as uncharacterized. The record is from RefSeq and is a predicted model, not a curated record. Bases 102 to 521 code for a protein of 139 amino acids. Lineage: Eukaryota; Fungi; Basidiomycota; Agaricomycetes; Agaricales; Schizophyllaceae. The transcript has a single exon.
UUUACUCCAACAGGAUGGUGUUCGAUUGACAAGGAUAAGCAUACCGACAUGGGAGGCGGUCGCAGCGUCGGCAGGUUACACUCUCGCUUGUGUCCGCAUCUAUGUCCGUGGGUUUUGCGGAGCCCCGCUGCCCCGCUUCGAUCCCCGGAGUCGCUGUGGGGACACAGUACUUCAGGUUCCAGGUUCUGGCGUUGCCGACCAGCCCUCCUCGUCCCCCCAAGUCUGCCGGGCAGCGCCCAAGAUAUUCCGCCUCCUCAACGCUCGGCACGAUGAUGCCUGUCGAGCGCCACCGCGCGCGGAUGAUCGUUCUCGUUCUCCUCACCGUACUCGUGACCCCCGCCCCGCUCUUGGCUGCGGCGCCUCCGCGCUCGCCCGUGAAUACCUCCACCUACGGUCUUCCGGCCGGAAUCAGACGCGACCUCCGCUCUAUCGUCGCCGGGCGGCUGCCCGGUCUUGUCCCGUGCUCGCGAACUUGCGUGUAUACGCCAGCCCGCCCGCGAUGUCAUGCAGGGGCGCAGUGACUCGUUCGCCCGCCUUCUGUAUUGUAUUCACAUGUCAGACCAUGGGAGAGGCGCGCGCGAUCACCUGGCUCCCGUACUUAUAGGAUGUCUCGCUUGGCG